Molecule: messenger RNA, 5074 nt
Organism: Echinops telfairi (small Madagascar hedgehog)
Lineage: Eukaryota; Metazoa; Chordata; Mammalia; Afrosoricida; Tenrecidae
Gene: RNF168
Product: ring finger protein 168
Exons: 6
Coding region: 508-2205 (565 amino acids)
Biological process (GO): protein ubiquitination; double-strand break repair
Cellular component (GO): nucleus; site of double-strand break
Molecular function (GO): nucleosome binding; ubiquitin-protein transferase activity
Source: RefSeq, a predicted model, not a curated record
CGGGAGCGACUGCCGGGGUCGAGGGCAGGGCACCCAGCGACGGCGCGGAGCUCUCGAAAGCUUGGACUCGGGAGCUCGCGCGUUGCCACCGUAGCAACGGCAAAACGGAAGCUAAUUCCAGGAGCAGCCCUGGGUCCGGCCGGAAACCGUGUUCUUCCUGGAGCGGCGAUUCGUACCUCGGCGCCCCGGUGGCGACGGGCUGGCAUCUGCCGCGCUGCGGGAGCACCUCACCUGGUCGGAGGAAACGGGAUUUGGCGCGCACCUCCGGCCGCCUCGGAACCAGCAGCCACGGUGAGCCCUGCUGCAACGGUGAAAACGUUCUUUUAUUGUCUUGCCUGACGUUUGUUUUGAAAGUGGACUGUCCAGCGUGUGGCAUCUCAUUUUCCUAGCGGCUAAAUCUCUGGAUUCUCAUGCACUGCUGGAGAUAAUACUCAAGCGCCGCAGUGGGGAUUUUUUUGCAGUCGGCUUUUCUUUGAGGCGUGGUUGAAUGAAUAGCCUGCUUAGCAUAUGAAAAUGGCAGCACGGAAAGACGCCAUCCCUUCUUUGUCGGAGUGCCAGUGCCUGAUCUGCACGGAAAUCCUAAUCGAACCCGUCACCCUCCCUUGUAACCACACGCUCUGCAACCCGUGCUUUCAGUCGACCGUCGAAAAGGCGAGUUUAUGCUGCCCCUUCUGUCGCCGCCGGGUCUCUUCAUGGACCCGCUACCACACCCGAAGAAACUCCCUUGUCAAUCAGGACCUGUGGGAGCGCAUUCAGAAAUACUACCCCAAAGAGUGCAAGCUUAGAGCCUGUGGGCAAGCGUCCGAGCAACUCGUUGAUGACUAUCAGCCAGUGCGUGUAUUAAGUAUACCUGGGGAGUUAAGAAAAGAAUAUGAAGAGGAGAUAAGUAAGUUGGAGGCAGAGCGAAGAGCCACCGCGGAGCAGGAACACCGAGUCAGUGAGGACUACAUCCAGCGGCUGCUGGCAGAGGAGGAGGAGGCAGAGAAAAGGCGAACAGAAGAGAGGCAAAGAGAGCUGGAGGAGCAACUGCAAAGUGAUGAAGAGCUGGCAAGAAAACUAAGCAUUACUAUUAACAAUUUCUGUGAGAAAAGUGUCUUGGAUUCUCCUUUGAAUUCCAGGAAGUCUAAUCCAGUCACAGUCAAGUCACAAAAGAAAAAUAAGAAUCGUCCAAAAAACACUGGAAGUAUUCAGAAAUGGCAGCUUGUUUUUAAAGAAGCCUUUAAGGCCCCAGGCAGUAUUCUUUCUAAUAAACGGGAAACUGACCGUGGAGAUUUGAAGAGCCCUGUGUGUCAAGACACAGAAUUUGAAGAAGAUAUGCCAACACUUUCUCCGCAGAUGGACCGUGAAAGUGAAGAAGAGAAUGCAAAAUCUUCAUUCGAGUCUUCUAUGCCUCAGUUAAGUGCCUGUGGUGCAGAAUGGUGUCUUGAAGGAGAAGUGAAAACAAGACGACCACUCAAUCAUGAUAAAGAGUUAUAUGCCGUAAAUCAUAAGGAACCUAAGAUCAGAAUUCCCCGCUCUGGAAAAGAGGCAGUUAAAGCGUAUGGUGACAUAGAGAGCGGGCUCGAUCUCUCUGACACGACACAGAUCACUGGUAAGGGCACAGUAGAGACAAGAAAUGAAGCAACCAGCUUACCAAUCAGUAGUAGGGAUAUUUCCAAAAGUGAAAACCAGGAAUCUCCCUCUGAAGCAGUUAAGGAUCCAUGCUUUUCUGCAAAAAGAAAGAGAACAUCCCCAAACCAAGAGGAAACAGAAAUCAACUUGACCCAGAAACUGAUUGAGUUGGAGCAUCUACUUUUUGAAAGACAUAAACAAGAAGAACAGGACAGGUUAUUGGCAUUACAACUUCAGAAAGAGGUGGAUAAAGAAGAAAUGGUGCUCAACCGGCAAAAAGGAUCCCCAGGUGGGUAUCAGUUACGUGCUGCAUCCUUUUCUCCAGACAAACUACUAAUGGGGCAGAAGAAGAAUUCUGACGAUAGGACCUUCAAGACACAAACUGAUAGAGAACAUUCAAAAUCUUGGAGAAGCCUAAGAGAUGAAAACUGGCAACCUCUUAAGAUAGAUUUGAAACAUUCAGUUACAGUUAAUGGAAGGAGGACACCAAAUUCUGCCAGAGCUCAUUGUAAUGUCUCAAAAAAGGCCCAUUCCCUACAGUCUAGUAAUUCACAGAAAAGUAUUUUUCAAAUGUUUCAGAGAUACCAAAAGUAAUGCACGGGUAAAGUGUGGUGUGUUUUGUGAUCUGGUAAUGCUGGAUUGUGAUGCUGGCAUAUUCGGUAUAGAAUCUCAUAGGUAAGCGUUCUCUCUGGAUUUAUGUCCAUUGUCCUUACUUAAAGGACUGCAGUUACAAGGGAAGAAUAUACUAAUGUGUUUCUCCAAAGCUCAGUAUGAUCAAUAAGGGUCCCAAUCUUUUACAUUUUUAACUGAUGUACCGAGUCGGACAUUCCUUUAUUAUAGUUAUAAAAUACCUUUGUCAGUUCCAAGAUAUCUUCGGUUAUCUCUUCCUCAAAAAAUGCUUGCCUUUUUGUCAUGACUAGUGAUCAAAGCAAGACUAUAUAAAGUAGUUAAAGAACCCAAGUAGGGUUUACAAAGUACAUUUUCUUGCUACAUCUCCCCUAUAUUUACUGAGCACUUGCACUGCAACUUCUCUUAACACUAACGUAAUCAAACUUCCAUUUCUACUAUAAUUAAAUUUUAAGCAUUAUAACAUUUUCUUUGAAUUAUGAAGUAUUAGGAUCAGUGGCAAACCAUAAAAUUAUUAGUCUUCUGGAAAAUAGGAAAUUGUUUGACAGAAAGGAAAUUAGACUCUUGGUGCAAAGGAAUAUUGAGUUAGAGUGAGACCGGGUGGGUUAGAUCAAGUUUGAGAGCAUUGGAUCACAAUACAUGAUCAAAGACUGGGCACCGAAUGGAAUAGCAGGUAUAAUUUGGCAUAGUAUUCUCCUUUGUCCUUUUCUUUGCUGAAUGGCACAGAAGACACAUGAGUUUUUCAUAGUUUUUCACAGAAUGGUAUGUAGUGUGAAAAUUAAAAUGAUUGAGUAUUUGAAAAUUCUCGUAGUCUGCUAUUCCAGGAAAAAUGGAGUGGUUCUGAGGGUUGUAUUGCAAGACCCUUUGUUGGGAAGCCUGUGACAUAACCAUGUGUCUAUUUCCUUAUAUUAUCAUUUGUACUGAUGGUUAUUUUUAGUUGUUUAUGGACAAAAAUAGAAGGUGUGCUACUUCAGUUUUGCCCUGUCUUGCCCCUAGAAGUUAAAUCAAGUUGUGAUUUCAUUUUGAGAAAUUUAAAAUGUAGAGACUGUUUCAUUAAUCUGAACCACUUUUGCCAAAAUACAGCAGUCUUUAACAGCAUUUCUGCUGAUUACCUAGCCAUCCAUUUAAUGGAAAAAUAAAAUAUUUUAGAGCUAAUUCUAGCUUCAAUUUGUCAAUAUUUUUAUUAAUGUUAACCAUUUUUCUUCAAUACUGACUGGGUAAUUAUGGGUAGAAUUCUAAUAAUAAUUAUAAAAUUUUAGUUUGCUCUGUCAGAAAAAAAGUUGCCUUUUAAAAAAGAUUAUAGUAGAAUGAAGUUGAGUCAGAAAUUCAAGAUUCUCAUCAAGCCAUACUUCCCUAGGAAACAUCACUUUAUAUUUUAGGGUAAUGGUGGUAUUCCUCAAAUUAAAAGUUAUCCAAUUAAAUCAUCCUAGAAUAAUAGCUGACCAAAAAUGAGGAAAAUACAGCCCACAGUGUGGUGUAUUUAGAAUUUAUGCAUUUAACCACUUAAUUGUCUAGAGAAGUCUUCUUGACUAAAGUUGAUUUUAAAGUUAAAUUUAAUUUCUCAAUAAGUCUUUUUUGCUAUUCCUACCAUUUAUGUAUGCCUUUUUACAAGAAAAUAAAUGCUUGUGUCGGUCAUUAGACUGUAUUGCUAAUUUUUUCUCUUAUUUUUUGUAGUACAGAUAUGAGAAUGUUUAAUUACCAAGGUGUACAAAUGCUGUGCAUAGAUUGAGAAUUUGAAAAUUAAAAUAAUUAUGAAAAAUAAAAAUUGAGUACAUAAAAUUUAGUAAGAGUGUGCAUUUUUAAAAUGGCUAAUUCCAAAGCUUUGCAAAAUGGGGAAGACAUAGUUGCAACUGACCACAAAGUGCUUAAUUUCUUUUAAAGCAGGGGGAAAAUCAUUGCUGGUAUCAAAUGUAUCUUAACUGAAAACAGACUACCAGAAAGGGGUUCACUUGUAUUUCAUUGACUGCAAGACAUUCAACUAUGUGGCUCAUAACAAACCAUGACUAACAAUGAAAAGAGUGGGAAUUCUAGAACACUAAUUUUGUUUAUAUGGAGCCAGUACACAGACAAAGCGGCUGUUACUCAAACAGAACAAGGGGAUUGCUGCAUGGUUUAAAAUAAUGGUUUAAAAGGUGUGCAUCAUGUUUACUCAAUUUGUAUGCUGCAUAAGGCUUGAGAAACUGAACUAUAUGAAAAGAAUGUGGCUUCAGGACUGUGAUACGCAGGUGGCACAACUCGGCUUACUGAAAGGACUUGACGUACUGAAUUGAUGAAGAUCAAGGAUUAUAACCUUCAAAGAUGGAUUAUACCACAAUAAAAACAAAAAUGCUCACAGUUGGACAUAGUGAAGUUGUGAAGGAUUUUUUCCCUUUUUUGAUCCAUAAUCAAAGCCCAUGGAAACAGCAGUCCUGCAGUUCUGCCUCUAGGAAUCCCUUGAAGGUGUCUUCACGUGUGUGUAGAAAUGACAUGUACAGAAAAACCUCUGUUAGAGCAGUGUCUGUAAUCACAUAGUGUCAAAACAGCCUGAAUGUUCACCAGUAGGCAUUAGAGAAAUGAUAGUGCAAUGGAGUAUUAUACAGCCUUAAAUAACAAAAGCAGUUUAUGAAUUUGAAACUAAAUAGAGUUAAAUGAAAAAUUCUAGGUGCCAUUGAGUUGGCUCUGACCCGUAAGUGCACAGCAGAAUGAAGCAUUGUACGAUCCUGCACAAUCCUUAUCAUUGUUCUUAUGCCUGAGCCCAUUGUUAAAAAAUACAAGAUUGAAAAUAGUGUGUGUGAUGUGCAACUGUUGUCCAGUAAAACUACAUGUCUUUAAAUAUAUAUGUAUAUUUUGAAACCUU